Branchiostoma belcheri (Belcher's lancelet) is the source of this 2985-nucleotide messenger RNA. RefSeq names its product NAD kinase-like. Bases 163 to 1389 code for a protein of 408 amino acids. Lineage: Eukaryota; Metazoa; Chordata; Leptocardii; Amphioxiformes; Branchiostomatidae. The record is from RefSeq and is a predicted model, not a curated record. Gene Ontology annotation, molecular function: NAD+ kinase activity. The transcript has 11 exons. Gene Ontology annotation, biological process: NADP+ biosynthetic process; NAD+ metabolic process.
CGGAAGUAAGUAAGGUCUAAGGUUACAGCCGGUGGUGUGAUGUCGGUCUAGUCUGAGUCUCGCUGGCCUACUUUAUCCCGAAAAUCGGGAAUUCGGCACAUUUCCACCCUUCCCAUCCACAGAUCUAGAUUCUUUUAACCGAGGAGUGUCUCUAGAUUCAGCAUGGAGAAAAUUGAUGAGCUCCCUUCCCCGUCCGAGUCGCUACAGAGGUCGCGAUUCAGGAAGCAACGAAGCAAAUCUGAUUAUUUGCGUGCCAGGUCUCUGCAUGGCCCCAGUCCCACAACAACGUUUGGGCCGAAGGCCUGUAUUCAGAAGAACCCAGCCUCCAUCAUGCAUGUGCAGGAUCCCCUGUCCCAGCGCCUGACCUGGAACAAACCCCCGCUCAGUGUUCUCAUCAUCAAGAAGAUCCAUGAGAGCUCCGUGGUGCAGCCCUUCAUGGACCUGGUCACAUGGCUGGUUCAGGAGAAAAGAAUGGUGGUGUACGUAGAAGUCUCUACCCUGGAGGAUGAAAUGAUCGCAGAUGACUCUGGUUUCCAACCCAUCAAGCAAAAACUCAACACAUUCAAAGAAGGUACUGAGGACCUGUCUGGUAGAAUAGACUUCAUCAUUUGUCUGGGAGGAGAUGGCACACUCCUGUGGGCCUCUUCACUGUUCCAGGGCAGUGUUCCUCCUGUGAUGGCAUUCCACAUGGGUUCCCUGGGCUUUCUCACACCUUUCGAGUUUGACAACUUUAAAUCACAGGUCAACCAUGUUCUAGAAGGUCACGCAGCUCUAACCCUGAGGAGUAGGUUGAAGACUGUUAUAACAGAUGCUGAAUGUGACUCCCACAUCAACAGUAUAGAGAAACCAAAGAAAAUCCAGGUGCUAAAUGAAGUAGUGAUCGACAGAGGCCCCUCCCCCUACCUGUGCCACCUGGACCUGUAUGUGGAAGGGAGGCAUGUCACAUCAGUGCAGGGUGACGGUCUGAUAGUGUCCACCCCCACCGGUAGCACGGCCUACGCUGUGGCCGCGGGAGCGUCCAUGGUUCACCCCAACGUGCCGGCCAUCCUGGUCACACCCAUCUGUCCACAUUCCCUCUCCUUCAGACCAAUCGUGGUGCCCGCUGGUGUGGAGAUUAAGGUCAUGGUGUCUCCUGAGUCCAGAGGUGCCGCCUGGGUUUCCCUGGACGGCAGAAACAGACAGGAGAUCAAAGUGGGAGACAGCGUAAGAAUCACCACGUCCGAGUUUCCGAUUCCGUCAAUUUGCAAGAUGGAUCAGAUCAGCGACUGGUUCGACAGCCUGGCAGAGUGCCUCCACUGGAACGUCAGGAGACCGCAGCGAGCGUUUAACAACAACAACGGGGCGAACGGGAGAGUCAAGGACGACAGCGACUGUAGCAUAGAGGCCUAGCUGUACAUACAGUUUCUUAUGAACAGGAGAUCAGUAUUGUGGUGCCUGACUGUAUGGGAGGGACAUUUUUACUGUGUGUAAGAGAUUAUAUUCUGUGGUAAAGUAUGAAAGACAAAAGAUGGUAAUGAAGCCAGUUGUGGGUUUUGCAUGUGUCAGUGUGAAUCCUUAGGGGCACAAAUACGAUUUUCCUUUUUUAUAAUUCUUUUAGUGCAAGCAAUUUGGCUGCAAAAAAAUGUUGAUUUGAUGGUAAAAUGAAUACAUUGAAAUUGGCAAGAGUCCCUUGUGUAAUGCCCUUCAUGUAUUCCUACAUGUAUAUACCCCCCUUUCAGGAUUCAUAUUGAUAGAUGUAUAUACAUAACAGAAACUUACACUGUAAGUUACAGGAUUGACUAAAACUUGACACUGUGACUGCACAAUUCCGGCUUAGGGGUACUUUACAGAAGAGUACCCAGUUUUCUUCAGGGCCUAGGGAGGGACCAGGAGCAUGUGAGAGAGUGGCUUGUGGAAUAAUGUACAAAAUCUUCAAAAUGCUGCACUUUAAUUAAGUGUAAUUGUAUAUAUGAAAACUUUCUAAUACUGUUUUUCUCCAAUAAGUCUACAAUUCAUUCUCAACCUGCCUGGCCUCCCUUUUAGUAAAAGAUAAAGUCUUUAGUUGUGGAAAAUGUAUACUGUAAACGGUAGAUGUCUACUAAGUUUUGUAACUACAUGUACAAUGACCAUUCUAGCUGGCUGAAUUACUAGAAGUAAUAUGUAUAGUAAGAGUGUGGAUGAUGUAAAGUAAGUGAACAGCCAUAGAGGAACCUUUGUAUUUACUAUUAGUGCAAUCGUAAUACUUAACGAACUUUUAAAAAACUUGUUUUAUCUGUUUAGGGGAAUUGAUAAAAGAUGGAUGCCCAUUCCAGUAAAUAGAGAUCUCAUUCCAUAUCCAUUCAUGGGAACAUUAUUGUACACAAAUUUUGUGUUACUUUUGUUUUUUUCCAUAGUACAAAAAUGUACAUGUACAUUGUUCUCUCUAUGCACUAGAAUGUUUGCUUGUGAAUUUGAUAAUGCUGUAAACCAUAUGCAAAACUGGAUUGAGUAGAAAACUGAGGACAGCAUGGCAGAAUAAGAUAGCACAUCACUGCACUUUUCUACCUUGAAUCUGCAAAAGGCAUAUCAUAGCAUUUUUUUCACUGGAAUCAUGACAUUUUGACUGAAAUUAGCAUAGAAUGGGCAACAUGUGUGUUUUAUUUCGACGAUUUUAUGUGAAUUGGUUCUGAACUGCUAUGCACCAAUUACAGGCAGUAUUACAGAAAUUAAGCUUUUUUGUCAAGGGAUUGGGAGUUACAUGUAAGUGUGUCAAAAGGUAAUGCUUGCUUGAAAUAUAACUUCCCACAAAAUGACUGGGAAAUGCAGUAAUAUACAUGUAAAUGUGAUGCCAGGAUGGUUUAUUUCUGAUAUCAAAGAGGGCUCCUCCAAUGUUGAAGGGAGGUGUAAAUAUACUGUACAGGGUACAACUAGUGAGUAGAAAUGCAACCUACUUGCAGCAUUGAUACAUUUUUUUGUCAAGUUUUCGUAUUACCAAUAUGAACCCACCAUAAACCAUUGAAGCAUGAG